This is a messenger RNA of Paramormyrops kingsleyae, 3353 nucleotides long. It is a transcript of the gene asb11, whose product is annotated as ankyrin repeat and SOCS box containing 11. Gene Ontology annotation, biological process: protein ubiquitination; intracellular signal transduction; positive regulation of protein catabolic process. Lineage: Eukaryota; Metazoa; Chordata; Actinopteri; Osteoglossiformes; Mormyridae. Gene Ontology annotation, molecular function: protein binding. The record is from RefSeq and is a predicted model, not a curated record.
CUGAAACACCUGUUACCUAAUAUUCUAGUGUCGCUUCACUGAAGCGAAAAACAUGUAUAUUUUAUCAUGUGAAGUAGUGGUUCCACAUUCUGCGAGUCGUUUUAAAUAUAACAGUACAUUUGUUCCAGAUGAACUUGUCUGUGCGGUGGAUUGAGCAAUGGCCCUUCUUGUUUCUCUUGGGUUUUAGAGACAAUGUCUGAAAUAAAAAAUCACGGCUAAAAAGCUUACACUAUCAGAAAACCGCGUAUCCGGUGUUUCUUUGAGGUUGAUUGCAUUGUUCAGAAAUCUUUUCAGCCCAGUUUGUAAGAUGGCCAUACACAGUACCAGAAUGCGGAUUUCAAUACCUAUGUCCAUUGUUAAUAUGCAUAUGAAUAGUAUAUGGUUUUAUGGCAUUUUUCUGAACCUCUCAGGUUCCUGGGCAGACAGGUCCCCCCUCCAUGAAGCUGCUUUCCAUGGCCAGCUGCUGGCUCUUAUGACCCUGGUGGCACAGGUGUGGUGGGGUCCUUCCACAUGGGCAGACACGAGGGGUGGCCAGGGCGUGCCUGGCUUCAGCGUGAACAUUGUCACCAUGGAGAAGGUGUCUCCCCUUCACGACGCCUGCCUCGGAGGCCGAGUUUCAUGUGCCCGAUUCUUACUGGAGAAGGGGGCUGCUGUGAGUGUAGGAAGAACUGAACCUCCCCACCGCUAUCUAAUGCUCAAAUCUGAACGGCUUUUUCAUUCCCACCUCCGGCAGGUGAAUGCAACCACAAUUGACGGAGUGACCCCCCUCUUCAGCGCUUGCCGGGGUGGCAGCCCCGCCUGCGUUCAACUGUUGCUGGACCAUGGCUCCGCCCUCCACCCCACCCACGGCUCCACCCUUCUGGUGGCAUCUCCUAUCCACGAGGCUGCACAGAGAGGACACUGGGAGUGCAUGGAGAUUUUAAUAGCCCAUGGGGUGGACCUUGAUCUUGAGAUCCCGAAGCUUGGAACCCCUCUGUACAUUUCCUGUGUAUCUCAGAAGGUUCACUGUGUUGAGAGACUCUUGCAGUUAGGAGCCGAUGCCAGUCGAGGGAGGGGGCAGGACACCCCGCUGCAUGCCGCAGCAAGGCAGACAGAUGUCCAUGUGGUGGAGCUACUGAUAGACUAUGGGGCAGACGUGUGGAGCAGGGAUGGAGAGGGGAGGAGGCCCGUGGAGCUGGCUAUGCCCCUUAGCCUGGUGGAGGCAGAACUACUACUGAGAGAGCACCCCCCCGCCCUCUCCCAGUUAUGUCGCCUUCACAUCCGCCACGUCUUGGGUUCAGUGCGGCUGCACUUGGCCCCCAACCUCGGCCUUCCCAGUCACCUGUACAGCUUUCUGUUUUACAGGUCUCUUUAGGCCUGACCCAGGGAGUUUGGAUCACAGCCCUCUGGGACACGGGUCAGGAACCUCUGCUCCGUCUUUUUCUUUUUUGCUUAUGUAAUGAACUUAUUCUGUUUUUGCUCCUUCGUCAAUUAAAUGUUAAAUUGACCCUAAACGAAUGUUUAUAAACUUUAAAAUGUAUUCAAUUGGCAGUGUACAGUAACAUUAAAGUAGGAUUAAUGUCUGUUCUAGCUGUGAAAUGUAAUCGUAAUUAAACUUUUAGUAUUGUAAGAGCUGAUUAAUUACCCUGGAGUCACCCCCCGGCCCCCCUUCGGUCACCACCUACUAGUUAAUUAAUACAAACAUGGUGGUGAUCAGGGGUUAAGUUAGAAUCAGAGACAUGGGGGGGGGCGGGGGGCUGUUGGGUACAAAGUAGAGGGGGGGGGGGCAUUCUGAAUAAGCCACUUUGAACAUUAAUUUCAUACUAAUCCUAUGUUUUAUGGUCACAGUAUUAACGAUGCAGUAUGUUCGUGUAUCAGCAUACAGCUACCAUUUUAAAGCAAUAUAAAAUAAACUAAAAAUGUGAUCAAAAGUUAUCUUUAUUUGAUAUGAUUAUUGUACAUAAUGCAUAGUCAAAUGUACUGAAAUCUUUUGAAACAUGUACAGUUGUGUUCAAAAUAAUAACAGUCCGACGUCACUAACCUGAUCUGUCACUGUUUUUGGUAGAAAUUCAUUUUCUACCUUUUUCUACAUGGCAAAUAAUGUGCUAGUAGGUGUAGUAGAAUAAUAGAGAACCAAUAGACAUGACAUGCAUGCUGCUGGUUCUGUGUAAUUGAACCAUUAAUUGAAAGGGGCGUGUUCAAAUUAAUAGCAGUGUGAUGUUAAAUUAGUAAGGUAAUUCAAUCUGUGAAAAAACAGGUGCCAAUUACAUCCCUUAUUUAAGGAAGGAAGGCAGCAAAUGUUCAUGCUGGUUAUAGUGCAUUUCUCAGAAAAUCUCAGUAAAAAUGGGUCGUUCCAGAUAUCGUUCAGAAGAACAGCGUACUUUGAUUAAAAAGUUGAUUGGAGAGGGGAAAACAUAUAAAGAAGUGCAGAAAAUGAUAGGCUGCUCAGCUAAAAUGAUCAAAAAUGCUUUAAAAUGGCAACCAAAACCUAAAAGACGUGGAAGAAAACGGAAAACUAUCAUUCAAAUGGAUCGAAGAAUAGCCAAAAUGGCAAAGACUCAGCCAAUGAUCAGCUCCAGGAAGAUCAAAGAAGGUCUCCAGUUACCUGUGAGUCCUGUUACAAUCAGAUGACGCCUAUAUGAAGCCAAGCUAUCUGCAAAAAGCCCUCGCAAAGUCCCAUUUCUGAAAAAAGACACGUGCUGAAGAGGUUACAAUCUGCCAAAGAGCACAUUGACUGGCCUAAGGACAAAUGGCACAACAUUUUGUGGACUGAUGGAAGCAAGGUUGUUCUGUUUGGGUCUAGUGGCUGCAGGCAGUUUGUCAAAAGACCGCCAAAUACUGAAUUCAAGCCACAGUACACUGUGAAGACAGUGAAGCAUGGUGCCGCAAGCAUCAUGUUAUGGGGAUGUUUCUCAUACUACGGCGUCGGGCCUAAUUAUCGCAUGGAUCAGUUCGAGAACAUUAAAAUACUUGAAGAGGUCAUGUUGCCGUAUGCCGAAGAGGAAAUGCCCUUGAAAUGGGUGUUUGAGCAAGACAACAACCCCAAACACACCAGUAAAAGAGCAAACCGGACCUUAAUCCAAUAGAAAACUUGUGGGGUGACACCAAACAUGCUGUGUCUUAGGCAAAACCAAGAAAUGCUGAAGAAUUGUGGAAUGUAGUCCAGUCAUCCUGGGCUGGAAUAGCUGUUCUCAGGUGCCAGAAGCUGGUCGACUCCAUGCAACACAGAUGUGCAGCAGUUCUCAGAAACAGUGGUUAUACAACUAAAUAUUCAAAGGGAAGCUAAAUCUUCAGUUUACACAGUAAAUGUUUGCGUUUGUAAAGAAGGAUGCAGACCCUGCUCAUUUUUUGAACAGCCUAAUAUUCCUUUUUGG